CAGGGCAGCUGGGGACUAUAAAACACCUGCUUCUGGAAAAUCUGACACAGAUCAACCGUGUUGGAAACCAAAGGAUAGGUGUGUGUGUGUGUGUGUGUGUGAGUUCCCAACGAUCAGUAACUAUCUGAUAAAAACAGGUAGUUCCUCAUUGAAAAUCAUCAUGAAAUUGAUCAUUUUGGAGCUGAUUUCUCUCCCUCUGCUGAUGUCUGUGAUCUUCUGGACGCAGGGUUCCACAGCAGAGACUAAUACCACCACCAGCCCUGCCCCCGCUACCACUAACAGCAUGUCUACCAACACCAACAGCACCAACAAUGGCAAAGGCAGCAGCACCACAAGUGGUACCACCAGGACAACCCAGUCUCCCAGUGGCAGCAAUGGUCAGUCCACCAACAGCACCACUGGUGGCACCAAUGGUCAGUCCACCAACAGCACCACUGGUGGCACCAAUGGUCAGUCCACCAACAGCACCACUGGUGGCACCAAUGGUCAGUCCACCAGCAGCACCACUGGUGGCAGCAGUGGUCAGUCUGCCAGCAGCACCACUGGUGGCACCAAUGGUCAGUCCACCAGCAGCACCACAUCUUCAUCCAAACAGCCACCGUCAGCAGCUGCAGUGAGAAGCUUCACCUCCAUCCAUCUGCUGCUCUCAUCCUUCAUCCUGCAGGCUGUCUGUAUGUGAGACACCUCACCUGAGCUCAGCAGGACCAGUUCCUCUAAGAUCAGGAAGGUUAGUUUACCUGAGCUGGGAACAGUUGUACAACAACAGGUAGUUUACCUGAGCUCAGGACAAUGUUUAUGACAGUAAGUAGUUUGACUGAAAAAGGUAGCUCAGGACAGGUAGUUUUCUGAGCUCAGGUGGAUAAUUUACCUGAUCAGGUAGUUUUCUGAGCUCAGGUGGGGUAGCUCCCUCAGACAGGUAGUUUACAUCAGUUCAUGGUCCAGUGAAGAUCCAUCAGWAACUGUUAGUUUCACCUGACGUUAGAGGCUGAGCAGCAGCUGAAAAGUUCUUUGGAUGGUUUUGAUUCUGGUGGUUUCUGGGUUGAUGCAAAUAAAAUGUAAAUAGAGGAUUUAAUUUUUUUUCUCUUGUUGCUGGAUUCUUGUUUU
Molecule: messenger RNA, 1104 nt
Organism: Austrofundulus limnaeus
Lineage: Eukaryota; Metazoa; Chordata; Actinopteri; Cyprinodontiformes; Rivulidae
Product: sericin-1-like
Exons: 2
Coding region: 161-679 (172 amino acids)
Source: RefSeq, a predicted model, not a curated record